UUGUUGGCUCGGGGCGCGGGCCCGGGGCUCGGGUUACAGAAAUCAAUACAGAUGAAACGUGCUCCACGAAAUAAGGAAUUCGGGAACAACAACAGUUGGGAAAUAAAGAGUAAUGUGAAGGACACCACCUCGACUUACUGUGAGACGACCACCAGCUACCCAGAGAUGGACCUGAAGAUUGUACAUAGUGAGUGGAGGAGGAGGGACGGAUAG
Messenger RNA from Danaus chrysippus (African queen), 213 nucleotides. Lineage: Eukaryota; Metazoa; Arthropoda; Insecta; Lepidoptera; Nymphalidae. The record is from the annotation of a GenBank genome assembly.